Gamsiella multidivaricata is the source of this 1328-nucleotide messenger RNA. RefSeq lists its product as uncharacterized. The transcript is spliced from 2 exons. Bases 98 to 1285 code for a protein of 395 amino acids. Lineage: Eukaryota; Fungi; Mortierellomycota; Mortierellomycetes; Mortierellales; Mortierellaceae. The record is from RefSeq and is a predicted model, not a curated record.
CUUGCUUUCUUUUUUUUGUUCCGCACCUUCACUCCAUCGGUUGUAUAAUACCCCUCUUCAUUCGACUACUUGUCAUCCGCCAACAUUCACUGAUACAAUGAAGCUGCUCGCUACCUCCCUUUGUCUUCUCGCCGCCGUGAGCCUUGCUGCCCAGGCUGCCUCAGAACAAGCACAAACAUACUUUGGACAGGCCUUACAACGAGAUGAGACUGAGGGCACCGUCAGUGAAUUCGAAUACCGCGGCGCCAUCCUCAACCAACUCUCACUCUCGAAUUCUGAGCCCAAGGGGGACGGUGUUAGUGCUGCUCCGGAGGAGCCCUCAAUGAAAGAGGCGCCAGCUCCCACAACAGAGGCACCGGCGCCGCCCGCUGGCGAAAUAAGGGUGGACACACCAGCGCCGCCCGCUGACAAUACAGUUGUAGAGUCUUCGGCGGAGCCAGUGGCUCCAGUGGCUCCAGCUCCUCCUGCCAUAAGCCCGAUCGCAGCUGUCACUCCAGCCCCAGAUUGCACCAACUCUGAGAACCUCUUGAAAACCGUCAUUUCAGCUCUCUCCGACCAGCUAGAGCUAGCGCUGAACCUGCUUCCUAUCCCAGAUGUUGUGAAGCAGCUCAUUAAGGUUGCGCUUACUCCUCUGAUCAACAUUGUUGUUGGAGAAUUAAGGCUCAUUACACCCGCCAUCGCCAGAGGAUUAAGCAUGGCCGUUCGAAUUAUCAAUUCAGCAUUGAAGGCCCUGCAGACGCUCCCCCCGUUCGCAGAUGCCUUCACUGCAGUGAUUGACAUCUUAAACAAGGUCCAAAACGUCGUGGACGUGUAUGUUAGCUGCCCAGUAACAGGCGCUGUUGCUCCUAAGGGAACAAGCAAGCUGGAGGUGACCUCGUGCGGUAUGACUGCCGAUGUGUACCGCGCCCUGGUGAAGGACUCGAUCAAGAGCAUCCCCGCUUCUUCUUCUGAUUCCGAGCCGCUUAAGCAGAUUACGACUGGGUCCUCUGCGGUCUUGGAGCUCAUGGACAAAAGCUCUAUCGCGAACUCGAACAAUGCCCUUUUGGAGACACGCCCGAUCUUUGUGGCCAACUUGCUGGAGCAGUACCGUCAGGAACUCAUCCAUCUUGCCGAUAACGACAAUCUCAAGGCGUACGCACAGGCCAACCUUGGUAUGGUUGUCAGUUUGUCGAAUGCGCUCGAGGCAUGUGUCCGUAUCGCCGCCGAUCCCGUUGUGGCUGCUGAAGAUUACGCUGAGAACUACGCGGCUGUGGCCGGAGAGGAGGCUAACAAGGUCGAUGAGUAGGGCGAGCAGGCAUAAAUGGUGGUUUUUUUUUUUUUUUUGGACA